AUGAGCGACACAAACUACUGGGUCGUGGACUAUGAUCUCUCCUCUCCCGCUCCGCCCGGGUUCCCCAGGGGCCCGACGGUGCUGCAGCCCGUGGCAGGGCACCCCGAGCAGGGAUCGGCCCUGUGUUUCGUUGGCCUCCUCGUGCUGCUGCUGCUCUUUCUCCUCGUUCGCUGCGUCCGUAUCUUGUUAGAUCCCUACAGCAGCAUGCCAGCAGCAUCAUGGACGGACCAUAAAGAGGGGUUGGACAGAGGGCAGUUUGAUUAUGCACUGGUGUAAAGAUGAGGAGUGAGUGGGAGAUGAGGAGGGGGAUAUGUAAUGGUUGUUUCGAGGGAC
Molecule: messenger RNA, 333 nt
Organism: Morone saxatilis (striped sea-bass)
Lineage: Eukaryota; Metazoa; Chordata; Actinopteri; Moronidae
Product: cortexin-1
Exons: 1
Coding region: 1-276 (91 amino acids)
Source: RefSeq, a predicted model, not a curated record